CAGCCCCGUUUGCACCCUCCGCUCAGGGGCGUCUGUCGUCUCUCUUGCUCUCCCUCCCCCCCCACACCGGCUGCCAGGCGCUUGAAGCGGCGCUCCUUUCCUCCGGAGGCCCAGUCGGGAUUUUUUGCGGCUCUUGCGGGCGGAAGAGGCCGGGCUGAAGCGCUUCCUUGCUAAACCUGUCUCCCAAUUGCUGCACCAGCAUCCCCGAGAAAGGAGGGUUUCUCCAGGUCCCAUCCCAGCCUUGGCAUUAAGAAGCGACGAUGGCAGGAGAACACAGAAACCCAGCCGGCUUGGAUCUCCAGCUGGAUGCCGAUGUGGAAGAUGGGAUGAAAGUUGAGGUCCGCGAAGAAGCCGAGCCCGAGAAGGAAGUGGCAGAAAAGCCUCUGAGGACCCCCUCGGAGAGAGCCAAAGAAUCCGUGGAGAAAGUAACGGCGGAAGCCAUUAAGCGAGAGCCAGAGGCUGAUCUAGAAGACUGUUGCUUGGAAGUGGAAGAAGAGAAAUUUAUAAUGGGCAAACAGUCCCCGACUUCCGAGCCGGGCAAUGAGCAGCUGCUGAAGGCAGAAGGAAGCGUCCAUUCGGAGGCCGAACUCUCUUCCCUGGAGGAAACCGCUGACCUUGGGCCGCAUCGCCGGCGGAACAGGAUCAUCCAGCCCCUUUUGCACAUUAGCGAAGGAACCCGGCCGUUGGUCAACAGCGCCUGCGCGAAAGACAAAACUGAGUUCAUAGAGGUGGGGGAGGAGGGCCUGGAGGUGACCGGCGCCAGCCUGGACAUUGAACGGCAAUGUUUCAGGCAGUUCUGCUACCAGGACGCCGAGGGUCCCCGCGAAGUCUGCGGCAUGCUCUGGAAGCUCUGCCAUCGCUGGCUGCAACCGGAGCGGCGUUCCAAAAGCCAGAUCCUGGAGCUGGUGAUCUUGGAGCAGUUCCUGUCCAUUUUGCCCGAAGAAAUGCAGAAUUGGGUCAGAGCCGGGCAUCCGGAGACUUGCUUUCAAGCCGUUAGCUUGGCUGAGGAUUUCCUGGGACGUCAGCAAGGGACGGAGCGGCGGGAACGGCAGGGUCUCUGGCCCUUCAAAGAGGCAACUGUGGAUUUCCAUGGGUCUGCGGGGCCACCGAUGGAGUCGAGCGAAUGGUCGAUGUUCAGGGAGAGCAAAGAGGAGGAUGUCCCUUUACUGGCUUCGGUGGAGAAUCCGUACACCUGCUGGGACUGCGGAGAGAGCUUUUCGGGGAUAGACGUGCUGGUGGCCCACCAGAGCAUCCACACGGGAGAGAAACCCUUCAUUUGCUCCAAAUGCGGGCAGAGCUUCAGCCAGCGCUCGCAACUGACCGCCCACGAAAAAAGCCAUGUGCCAAAGAAGGCUUUCCCUUGCCCGGACUGCGAACAGAGCUUUAACAAAAAAAGUGGGCUCUUGGCUCAUCAGAGGACACAUACGGGAGAGAAGCCGUAUCAUUGUGUAGACUGCGGACAGAGUUUCGCCCACAAGUUCGACGUGAUCCGACACCAGCGUAUCCACACGGGAGAGAAACCGCAUGAGUGCCCCGUCUGUGGGAAGAGCUUUCGAAACACCUCCGCUUACCACGUCCACAUGAGGAUCCACACGGAAGAGAAGCCCUACCCUUGCUCGGUUUGCGGGAAGAGCUUCCGGCACCGGGCCAACGUCAUUGUCCACGAGAGGAUCCACACGGGAGAAAAACCGUACGUUUGCGUGGAAUGCGGAAAGAGCUUUGGCGACGCGUCUUCUCUUAGGAAGCACAGAAGAUCCCACACCGGAGAGAGGCCGUACCACUGCGGGGAGUGCGGGAAAAGUUUUUCUCAGAACGCCGGGCUGGUUCAACACGAGAAAAUCCAUACGGGAGAAAAACCCUACCAGUGCCCCGAAUGUCCUAAAAGUUUCCGGGACAAAUCGGCUUUUGUUGCGCACCAGAGGACCCACACGAAGGAGACUCCCUACCGUUGCAUGGUCUGCGGCAAAUGCUUCGGCCAUCGCUCCAACCUUCACAAGCAUGAAAAAAUCCACGCCCGGAGACAAAUGGUCUGAGUACUGGUGGGAAGCGCUUUGUUCCGAAACCAAAACUCCUCGUGCAUGAAAAGACUUUUCGAAGGAGAAGGCAUAACGCUCCUCUCUCACCUUGAUAGUUUCUGUUUUUUCCACCAGGUACGCGUCGUACCUUCUCUGUUACUUCCCGGGGCUGCAUCACUUAACGGACAGCUGGAAUUACACAGCGAUGUGUAUUUGGAGAAGUAGACCGAUCGUAUGAAGGGUGAAUAGGACUGAUUGUCUCUAUAGCCAUCGUGGCUUUUUAUUUCCUUUUCUCUUUCUUAACUCUUCGAUUUUAUUUUUUUUUAAAUGGAUUAUAUUUUAAGUGAGUUGAUUUAACGAAGAGCACGACUCGUUUUGAUUGCAUGUUCGCUAUAACCAGUUCAAUGUGAACAUUUUGGCUAGCUCUGGUUCCAACCAAGGUUUGUCCCGACAACGGUCGCAUCAGUGUAAGAGAAACUGCUGGGGGCUCCUGCUCGUUUUGAUUUCCCCCCCUGCCGAGCUAUGCAGGGUAUGGAUUUGGGGCCUGGCGUUUUGGGACGGGGAAUGAGGUAUGGACAUUGAAGGGAGCAGGUUUGUGGUCGUGGGAUGGAAUUGAGUUUGGUUCCAUCCUAAAGCGCUGUCCCCUAUCAGGAAAAUGGUACCAGUCCAGCAUGGAUGUAUCUGGCAGUUGCUGCAGUUGGCUGUGGUCCAAAGGCAGCCAUAAACUUGGCAUCAUGAGAAGGCCUGUUGGAAGCGCCACAUCGAGGCCUACCAGAGCAAGCCUGUCAGCCACCUUUGGUUUCUCGCCUCGGCGAGGAUGAGUGAGCCGCCUCUCUUUCGGGAGGCUUCAACCAGCACGUUUCUUGCCAGCUUCUGAUUGGUGGGGGUUUCCCCCCUGCCUUUCAGCCCUCCUCCUCCUCCUCCUCCUCCUCCCCCCCUCCAUUCCCCCUUUACCUCAAAGUAAUAGCAGGUAUUUUUAUCUUUCUUUCUCUCGUCUUUGGCUUAACGCACAUGGAGAUCCAUGCUGUCGGACGCAAGUUAAUGGACCUUGGCUUAUAGUGAUUCCAUAUAGGCAUUGUAGAAGCUACUUUAUUUAAUCGUUCUUUUUAUACCGCACCCUGCUUUAUUUCUCUUCAAAAUCUCUCUUUCGUCCAAAUUUAAUAAA
Ahaetulla prasina is the source of this 3180-nucleotide messenger RNA. Its product is annotated as zinc finger protein 391-like. NCBI's taxonomy places the organism in Eukaryota, Metazoa, Chordata, Lepidosauria, Squamata, Colubridae. Gene Ontology annotation, molecular function: DNA-binding transcription repressor activity, RNA polymerase II-specific. Gene Ontology annotation, biological process: negative regulation of transcription by RNA polymerase II. The coding region runs from base 261 to 2033 and encodes 590 amino acids. The record is from RefSeq and is a predicted model, not a curated record. The transcript has 4 exons.